Messenger RNA from Oldenlandia corymbosa var. corymbosa, 1182 nucleotides. NCBI's taxonomy places the organism in Eukaryota, Viridiplantae, Streptophyta, Magnoliopsida, Gentianales, Rubiaceae. The record is from the annotation of a GenBank genome assembly.
AUGGAAUCCGAUUCACCGCAACCGAAACCUCAUCCUAAAAGGUUGAAAACAAACAGAAUCGAUGAGGGAUCAUCAGACCCUUUACCGAUCCCAAAUCUCCCUGAAGAACUCAUCCAGGAAAUCCUUCUGAGACUACCCGCCAAAUCCAUGGGGAAAUUCAAGUGCGUUUCAAAAUCAUGGCUUUCUUUAAUCUCAAGUAAAGAAUUCAUCAAAACCCAUCUCGCCAUUGCAUCUAGAAGGGAUGAUUAUGAACACCAUAGUCUCAUCUUCAGCGUAUAUCCUCAACACUUUAAUGAUUACUUCCGUUCGUGUUUAGUUAAUUUUCACGCAGAGUCCCCUGAAACUGAAACCGCCUGCGCUAAGGUAUCUGAAAUCCGUUCUCUAGUGAAGAAUAAGUCAAUUUGGCCAAUCGGUUCUUGCGAUGGGCUGAUUUGCCUCAGAAAUAUGUACAAUGAUUUGUUUUUGUGCAACCCUUGUACUAAACAAAUUACGAAAUUGCCCAAGAUGAAAGGUAUUGAUUGCGCUCUGAAUUUCGGGUUUGGAUAUGAUAGAUUGAAUUGUGAUUAUAAAAUUGUUGCUUUGAUUCCCACGGCGAUUAACAAUCGGUUUGAACUAAAAGUUUAUAGCUUAAAAUCGAAAUCAUGGCGUGGGAUUAAAGAUCCUAAGGUGAGUGUUAGGGGAAAUCAGUUGGCAGAUUAUUUACAACAUGCAAGUGGAAAGCUCCAUUGGCUGAUUAUUGAUGAUCUUUCGGUUUCGAAAAUCGCUAGCUUUGAUUUGGCAAAUGAAACGUAUGUUGAAGAAAUAGAUCUUCCAAAUAGCAAAGGCGGUUAUCAUUAUCGACUUGGAUUGUUAGGAGACGACCUUUCUUUGCUAUACAACCACGGAACACGCGUAGAUGUAUGGGUAAUGAAGGAAUUCUGGACAGAAAUUGUUUCUAUUCCUUAUGUUAGGACCUCUUUUAAUCAAGGUCCUUACGGUACUCAAGUACUUGCCACAUUGCGGAAUGGUGAAAUACUGUGUCUACGGGAUUCGUAUUUGCUUCUUUACAAUCCAAAGACUAAUAUAUCCAGGAGAUUUCUACAUAUUGGUGAUUUUGGAUGUACAAAAGUUAUGGACCUUGGGCAUUUGAUGAUUGGAAACGUGACGUUGUGUGUUGAGAGCCUACUUUCUCCUGAUAUUUGA